AGGUGCUUACUUCGGCAGUUCAACUCGGCGACUGUUUCAGUUUGAAUCAGAAUCUCAGUCAGUAAACAACGUUUGAGUCCAAACAAAAACUUAGCAACAAUGCCAAUUGAAAUCAAUACACCCGACAGAUUGGAAUACCAAUUCCAACCUGCUAGCGGAGGAGUCUUCACCUUCAAGGUGCGUGCACCCAAGGAUGCCCAUCUUGCACUCACUUCACAGCCCAGUCCUAGCGCACCAAUCUUCGAGAUCUUCCUCGGCGGAUGGGAGAACAGCAAGUCGGUCAUUCGCAAGGAUGGUCAGAAGCCCGAUGUUGUUGAGGUGCCAACCCCUGGCAUUCUGAAUGCAGGCGAAUUCCGCGGCUUCUGGGUGCGUUGGUAUGACAAUGUCAUCACCGUUGGACACGAAGGCGAUGCUGCUGCCUUCCUGAGCUACGAUGCUGGUUUCUUAUUCCCAGUCAACUAUGUGGGCAUCUGCACUGGCUGGGGUGCUUCUGGCACCUGGCUUAUUGAUGGCGACUCUGCUCCAUCUGCGCCAAUCAUGGGCUUUGCCCCACCCUCAGGAACCGGACCCGGCUGCUGGGUACCCGCUGCCAAUGGCCAGGUGCCUCCGAAUGCUCUGGAGGGUGGCUUCGAUAGCAGCGAGCAGCUGUACAUUGCACGCGCCCGUCACGAGGGCGAUCUGAUUCCCGGCAAGCUGCAUCCCUCUCAUGGCGUCACUUACGUUGCCUGGGGAGGCGGCGAACACGGCCACAGCGAGUACGAAGUCCUGUGCGCCGCUGGCGGUCAUUGGGUGCCCGUCGAGGGAGGCAACAUUCCACCUCAGGCCGUGCCUGCCGGCGAGACAAGUGAGGGCGAGCCCCUCUUCGUUGGUCGUGCCACCCACGACGGCACCGUGACUGUGGGCAAGGUGCAACCCUCGCACGGAUGCUGCUACAUCCCCUAUGGAGGCGAGGAACUGGCCUUCAAGGAGUUCGAGAUCUAUGUCUCGAACUAAGUUUAAUAACGAGCGCAUCGCUCUAAGUCACAGCCUCAAUCCCAAGCCGCCCCCAAAUCUAUGAGUAUUUAACUUAGUUAAACUCUGCAUCUUAGAUGCAUUAUCAAGAGACUCACGCACUGGAUUCGAAUUAUAGAACACCCGCUAUUCCCACGCCUCACUGGCGCCCACAAAUACACAAUAUGUAUUUAUUUUUGUUUUACUUGUAUCCAAUUAACGAUUAUCUAUUGUCGAUGAAUCUCAAUGGCCAAUAGCAGCUCUAACUCUUUUUUUUAUACAUUUUGUAACUUGCAAAAUUAAAACUAAAGUGUUUGUUAAUAAAAUUUAAAUUUAAGCAUAA
Molecule: messenger RNA, 1333 nt
Organism: Drosophila nasuta
Lineage: Eukaryota; Metazoa; Arthropoda; Insecta; Diptera; Drosophilidae
Exons: 3
Coding region: 100-993 (297 amino acids)
Source: RefSeq, a predicted model, not a curated record